AUGAGUGUAACCAAGCAACUAUUUUCCAACCUGUGCCUAUGCAGGUCACUAUCCAGUGUACCUGUAGCUGUGUCGAUCCCAGGAUAUGAGAGAGACAAGGAAGGCAUAAGUGACUUCAGAGCACUCCGAGCAAAAUUUCAAAAUGAUUCCAAUUUUUCAAAUACUGUGCCACAACCACCCAAGAAGCCUCCUGCAGAAAGUUUACACCUACCAAGCUCCGACACUAAGGGUGUGUCCAGUCCCAGAAUCCUGAACCAAGGGAAAGUGCUGAUGUCAGAACAAAAGAGAGAACAAAAUUGUUCUGCUGUGCAUAGCUCAGAGCUAAUGCAGUCCAAACCUUUCGUAUUACCUAGAGUCAAGCAUGGCAACUUGUAUCUAGCAGGGAAGAAUGAAGGCCCAAAGAAUAAAGCCGUGGAGGGAGCCCUUUGUGGAGAUGCACCUCCUAGAGGGGAUUCACAGAAACCCCGUCCAACUUCUUGCAUUUAUCAGCAGGCAUCUGUUAAUGCAAAUUCAGAGGAAGAACUGUUAAACUCCUUCCAUCAUACUCUGCAGAUCUGGGAAAGUGCUUCAGCUCAGAAUGACAGGAAGUGUGCAAUGCUUCCACCACCACAGUGUAUAAGUGGGAAUCCUUCUGCUCAGCCACGGGUUCUGAACACUACCCUCGGAGCAGAGAGCAACAAAAUGAGAAGUGCUGGGAAGGAGCAAGUACUGGAUUUCUCUACCCAAAAGAAAUCUCUCCCCGCCAGUAGAAUGCCUAUACUGCCCCAGACUUCAUCACCUCCCCGUCCAUCUAGCGGUUACAAGAGCACUGAGCAAAGCCCUAAGACGACUGGAUUCUCUCAGCUUGCUUAUGAUCCACACAAGCCAAGUGAGACCUCUCAGUAUCUGAAAGCAUCAGAACCCUUUCUCCAUCAUGCUGGCACAGAAAGACAACUUGAUGUCAAGGAUAGCAAACCUCCAAAAGUUAAACCACUUCCUUCAGUUGAAUCUCUUGGUUCCCCUCCAAAGAAACCUCUGAGGCCCCCAAAAGUGAAUCUCGGUGCCUUCCGGCAGUCAGCUCCACAUGUCAGCAGAAGAAAUGAAACUGCUGCUGUAGAAGAUGACUACAUGGCUCCUGAAAAUGCUGAAUCUGAAGAACUACAUAAUUAUGAAGAAACCAUAUCAUACGUGAAACAAUCUGGGAACUCUCUAACCUCGUGUGCCAUUCAGGAUAUUGCUGACCUAUCUAGCACGGGAAUCCAAGAACACGAAAAGAAGCAGAAAACUUUUCUGUUUGCCACAUCCAGCACUGAAAGAGUCACAGAGGAUGAAAAAAAGGAAAAAUCGAAAUGGGAUCUCGAUAGAGAGAGGCAACAGCAAGCGAAGAAAACGUCCAAGAUUAGUGGUAGUGAGGAUAUGCUACAUAAAUCACAAAUACAUGAAGGCAAUGAAGGUGGGAAGAACAAGCUACAAGUUAAGCAGAGAUAUACAACUGACGUCAUCCAAACUGGGAAGUGGCUGGCAAAAGAUGGAGUAGAACAUUCUCGCUAUGUGUGCGUCAGUGCCUUGAAAGCGGAUGAAGACAUGGUGGCUUUGAGCCAAAGGAUUCUGAAGCCAAUGCAGACAUCAGAGGAUGUGUAUGAUGAUGUAGAAGAUAUAGAGUGUGCCGUGAAUCAAGCCUCUGAUGCCUUUAGCUCGUUCACUUCAGAUAGCUUUUCAGAAAACAAGUGUGACGAAAUAUAUGAGGAUAUUCAUAAUGGGGAUUAUAAUCCAAUCAAACUGGAUUUGGAUAGAAUAGAAAAACUAAAGCAAUUUGGAAAGUUUUUCAAGAAAGACAUAAUUAAACUGAAGAAUGCCAAGAUGAAGGAAAACCGCCGCAUAUUGUCCAGUUCAGUACCAAACUUAGACGUUGUGUCCCAGGGAAAUGUGGCAUACGAUGACAUUGAUGUGGAUCAAAAAGAUGCAAAAGAGAAGGAUGACAAACACAAAAAUUGGAAGCUAAAAUUUCUGAUGCCAAAAGAUAAAGAUCAAACAAGAAGCAGUGAAGAUAUAGAAAGUCUUUCCUCUAGAAACUUCUUCAAAGCCAAGAAAUAUAACAUAGACAAGAGAAAGAAGGCAAAAGAAGAGAAGUUAUUCAGAGAGAAAUUUAUGUACAAUAAGGAAAUCACAAUCGUCAACACAGCAGUUGCACACUGUUCUGUCGCAAGCAAAGGGAAACUUGAUUUACCGAUCACCGCCGGAGAACAACUGGAUGUUAUUGACAUCACAGAAGAGAAUCAAGUAAUAUGUCGCAAUUCUGAGGGCAAAUAUGGCUAUGUGCUAUUGGAGCAUUUGGAUUUCAGGUAA
This is a messenger RNA of Emys orbicularis (European pond turtle), 2325 nucleotides long. RefSeq names its product FYN binding protein 2 (gene FYB2). Lineage: Eukaryota; Metazoa; Chordata; Testudines; Emydidae. The transcript has 19 exons. The record is from RefSeq and is a predicted model, not a curated record. Bases 1 to 2325 code for a protein of 774 amino acids. Gene Ontology annotation, biological process: T cell receptor signaling pathway; integrin-mediated signaling pathway; protein localization to plasma membrane. Gene Ontology annotation, molecular function: protein binding. Gene Ontology annotation, cellular component: plasma membrane.